CAAAAUGUUUGUUAUGUUGUAUACUUAAAAUAAUUGUUGUGAUAGUUUUUUUAGUGCCAUAAUACUCAAUAACAGGUUGCAUUAAAAUUUUUUUUUUUUUUAAAUGUAUUCUGAUCUAUUAUAUAUUUAUAUAGGAGUUAUCAUAAUAUAAAAUAUAUUCUAAUUUCUCAACGCCUUUGUGACUCUCAAGUCUCAACUACAUUUCAAUAAUUGUCAGUCAACAUGUCUAGAGGAGACAUACAAUAUUCAACAAAAUAUGAAGACAAUAUGUAUAUUUACAGGCACGUAAUCUUACCAGAAGACAUGGCCAAACACGUACCUAAGACUCAUUUAAUGACUGAAACUGAGUGGCGAAAUCUUGGAAUUCAAAUGACAUCUGGCUGGAUGCAUUACAUGAGAUAUGAUCCAGAACCUCAUAUAGUGCCAUUCAGAAGACUUAAAAAUGCAAAUGAUUCUCAAACAACGCAAUAAUGUGAUAAUUAAGUAUAAUUUGUUGUGGUUUUAAUAAUUAUGUAUUAAAAUAAAUAAAUCAAUUUCACAAAUAAUGUUAAUAAAUGUAAAAUUUUAAUAUUUUGUUCAAAUAUUUAAUAUUUAAUUUUUAUUUUCUGAAUAUGUAUUAAUAAAAUAAAUUUUUAUUUAAAAAUGUUA
Messenger RNA from Metopolophium dirhodum (rose-grain aphid), 648 nucleotides. RefSeq names its product cyclin-dependent kinases regulatory subunit-like. The record is from RefSeq and is a predicted model, not a curated record. The transcript has 3 exons. Gene Ontology annotation, cellular component: SCF ubiquitin ligase complex; cyclin-dependent protein kinase holoenzyme complex. Gene Ontology annotation, molecular function: protein kinase binding; histone binding; cyclin-dependent protein serine/threonine kinase activator activity. Lineage: Eukaryota; Metazoa; Arthropoda; Insecta; Hemiptera; Aphididae. Bases 223 to 471 code for a protein of 82 amino acids. Gene Ontology annotation, biological process: regulation of mitotic cell cycle.